Molecule: messenger RNA, 2476 nt
Organism: Tachysurus vachellii
Lineage: Eukaryota; Metazoa; Chordata; Actinopteri; Siluriformes; Bagridae
Gene: hdac10
Product: histone deacetylase 10
Exons: 20
Coding region: 132-2120 (662 amino acids)
Biological process (GO): chromatin organization
Cellular component (GO): histone deacetylase complex
Molecular function (GO): histone deacetylase activity
Source: RefSeq, a predicted model, not a curated record
UUUGGUCACGUGCUCAAGGCAGAACGUUUUGUUUUGUUCUUGUACAUACUCCUAUUGUAAAUUCUAAAUUUUUUACUCCUCAUAGUCUUUCCUUAUACUGUAAUAGCACAACAGAAACCAGUUUGUUCAUCAUGUCUGGAACUGCAUUAAUCUACGAUGAGGAAAUGACUGGGUACAAACUUCUCUGGACUGACCCAGUUUGUAAGAUCGAGGUUCCUGAGCGUUUAACAGUCAGUUAUGAUGCGCUGAAGUCCAUUGGUUUGGACAGGAGAUGUGUUUGUGUUCCCACUCGUCAAGCCACUGAUGAGGAAAUCCUACUAGUUCACAGUAAAGAAUAUCUUGAAGCUGUGAAACAAACCCCUCACAUGAGCUUGGAGGAUCUUCUCACCUUCACUCAGCAGUUUGGUGAUGUUUAUUUUCAUCCCAAUAUCUACCACUGUGCUACGCUGGCGGUUGGUGCUGCACUGCAGCUGGUGGAUAACAUUAUGGCAGGGAAAGUGAGGAACGGGAUGGCUCUUGUAAGGCCCCCUGGUCAUCACAGCCAGCGGAGUGAAGCCAGUGGUUUCUGUGUGUUCAAUAACGUGGCCAUAGCUGCCCUCUAUGCCAAGAAACACUACAACCUCAACAGGGUGUUGAUUGUGGAUUGGGAUAUUCACCAUGGACAGGGAGUGCAGUACUGCUUUGAAGAGGAUUCCAGUGUACUGUAUUUCUCAUGGCAUCGCUAUGAGCACCAGAGUUUCUGGCCAAACCUUGCUGAUUCUGACUAUGACCGUGUGGGAAAGGGCAAAGGAUCUGGUUUUAACAUUAACCUGCCCUGGAAUAAGGUGGGAAUGACCAAUAGUGACUACCUCGCAGCUUUUUUCCAUGUUCUCCUGCCCAUCGCAUAUGAGUUUGAUCCUGAGCUGGUGUUUGUCUGUGCAGGGUUUGAUUCUGCCAUCGGAGAUCCAGAGGGUGACAUGUGUGCUUCUCCAGAGAUUUUUGGCCAUCUUACCCACCUGUUGAUGUCUCUGGCUGAAGGCAGGUUGUGUGUUGUCUUGGAGGGAGGAUAUAACUUGACGUCUCUCGCUCAGUCAGUUUGCCAAACCGUACAAACUUUGCUUGGAGAUCCCACACCGGCGCUGAAUGUUGGUCCGCCGUGUCUCAGUGCUCUGGAGUCUAUUCAUAACGUCCGAGCUGCUCACCAGGGGUACUGGGGCUAUCUCAAACACAUCGUGUCCUCCGUCUCGGAGCCGAGCACCAAGCGCUGCAGAGUGGAGGAGACAAUCGAGCAUCUCGUCUGGCCUGAACCCUUACCUAGAGAUGCUCCUCCUGUGCACACGGCUGCACUGAUCUCUAAAGGCUUGGAGGACUCGCUCCCACAGGCUUGUCACCUCCUGGGUCAAAUAUCACCAAAGUAUAUAGAGGAGGCUAAGAAAAUCAGGAAGAAACAUUUUCAGGACGUGACUGAUGAGACGUCCUUGCAGUGUAUACAGGAUGUUGUCUCACUUUUGGAGAAAAUCAAGAACAACGAGGUGCGGAAUGGCUUGAUCACGGUGCCUGAUGUGUUUCUAUCUCUGAAAUGUGCUGUGGAACAUGCCAAAAACUCACCGGCUGAGCGGAUUCUGGUGCUGUUUGUGGGGGAUGGUGACGUUCCAGUGGACACUACAGAUGGAACAGUGCUUUUAGUACAGAUCUGCAGAAAAGAGCCUGAAGGAGUGAAGUCGCUCUAUCGUGUGCCUGUGUGCCUCAACAAGGAUGUGUUCUCCAGUGCGAGUGUCAUGGCCGCAGUGUUGGGUCUGCUUCUGCCCCUAGCGUAUGAGUUUAAUCCAGGCCUGGUGCUGCAGGUGGUGGCAGAGGGAAGUGGAGGGUUGGAGGUGUGUGUGUGGGCACAGCUCACCAGCCUGCUGCAGGGAGUAGCACAGGGCAAAACUCUCGCACUGCUCAAGGGCUGUGACAGAGACAUGGUGAGGGCUACAGGAGCCUCUCUUUCUGGGGCUGCUGCUCCAUCGCUCAGGUCUCUGGAUCCUCCUCUGCCUGAGGAUGUGGAGGUUAUAGAGGCACAAAGGAAGAGACUACAGCAGCGAUGGGGUCUACUGUUGAACACUGUUUCAGGAAGUGGGACAGAGAGUCAGGACAGAUGAAAACUUCUACUGCUGCUGUUUGUGACCUUUACCUUUAUCAUUUCUAUAAGUAAACAAUAGAAGUUACUUCGUUAAUGAUGUGUGACAGUUUUUGUAUUUUCUGCUGAGUGUUAUGGGUGUGAACAGACUUUAAAUGUGAUGUGUAUGUUGUUGUUAGACUGGGUGUUAUUAGACAUUAGAACAGGCUUUUAAGAGUGAACAGGCUUUUAAGAGUGAUGUGUAUGUUGUUAUUAAACAAUUAUAUGUAUAGAUUUAACACAUGAUGAAAAAGUUUGUCCUGAUUCAUUAAGAACAAAUGUUUGACAUAAAACCACUGGCACUGUGAACAAUUAAUUCAUUAAAUUUACUGCUUUUAA